Messenger RNA from Miscanthus lutarioriparius, 2169 nucleotides. The record is from the annotation of a GenBank genome assembly. Lineage: Eukaryota; Viridiplantae; Streptophyta; Magnoliopsida; Poales; Poaceae.
AUGGCGUUGGGCGUGGCCGGAGUGGCGGCGCUACUCUCGCUCUCCGUCUUCACCGGGGCCACCGCCGACACCAACUCCGACGACGUGACUGCCCUCAACACAUUCUACACAACCGUGAACACGUCGUCGCAGCUGACAAACUGGGUACCACAGAACGGCGACCCAUGUGGCCAGUCUUGGCUCGGGGUUACUUGUUCCGGUUCCAGAGUGACAACAAUAAAACUGCCUGGUAUGAGACUAAAAGGGACCCUGGGAUACAACAUGAAUCUCCUCACUGAACUGUCUGAGCUUGACGUGAGCAACAAUAAUCUUGGAGGAAGUGAUAUCCCUUAUAAUCUCCCACCAAAUCUUGAGAGACUAAAUCUUGAGAAUAACAACUUCAUUGGGACUUUACCUUACUCCAUUUCCCAAAUGGCUGCACUUAAAUAUUUAAAUCUUGGUCAUAAUCAGCUGUCAGACAUCAAUGUUAUGUUCGACCAACUCACCAACUUAACAACACUGGACUUCUCAUACAACUCCUUUUCUGGAAAUCUUCCUGAAAGCUUCGACUCCUUGACAAGUUUGAGCACGCUUUAUUUGCAGGACAACCAAUUUACUGGUACGAUAGAUGUCCUCACUGAUCUCCCUCUGACGGACCUAAAUGUUGCAAAUAACCAAUUCAGUGGGUCGAUUCCUGAUAAGCUGAAGAGCAUAAGCAAUCUCCAGACAAGUGGCAACUCCUUUAGCAACAGUCCUGCAUCAGCUGCAACAGCACCUCCGUCAUACAAUCCACCUUCGAAACCAUCACCUUCUAGAACUCCUAGUCAUAGUAACAAUAACAAUAGUCCAUCGAGAGAAAGUGAUACCAAUAAUGGUGGUGGUGAUGGCAAAAGCUCCAAAGUAGGAGUAGGAGGUGCUGCAGUUGCUGGAAUUGUGAUAUCUCUGGUGGUUGUCGGUGCAUUGGUUGCCUUCUUUCUGAUCAAGAGGAAAUCUGUGAGGCGUCAACAGGGAUGUGAUCCUGAAAAGAAUGAGCAUCUCAGCCCUCUUGCUUCCAGGAAAAUUAAGCAGCUGAGGCCCAUCCGUGCUGUCUCACUCUCGCCCACUGCAAAGGAACUGAAAAAGAAUGUCUCGAUGAACUUGAAACCACCGUCAAAAAUCGAGCUUCACAAGUCCUUCGACGAAAAUGAUCCCACUAACAAGCCUGCCGCAGAGAAAGUAAACGUCUCUUGCAUCAGGGCAACUGCAUACACAGUGGCAGACCUGCAGGUAGCAACGAAGAGCUUCAGUGCUGACAAUCUGGUCAGUGAAGGCCGUUUUGGCCGCGUUUACAGAGCACAGCUUUGUGAUCAGAAGAUUCUGGCUGUGAAGAAAAUCAAUUUCUCUGCCAUACCAGGCCACCCAUCUGACUUCUUCGUCGAGCUGGUUGGCAGCAUUGCAAAGCUAAAUCAUCCAAACCUCUCAGAGCUAGAUGGCUACUGCUUGGAGCACGGACAGUGCUUGCUGGCAUAUGAAUUCUACAAGAAUGGAUCUCUUUAUGACCUCCUCCACCUGUCGGAUGGGUACAGCAAACCAUUAUCUUGGAAUAACCGUGUAAAGAUUGCUCUAGGAUCGGCGAGGGCAUUAGAGUAUCUACAUGAAACUUGUUCGCCGUCUAUCAUCCACAAGAAUUUCAAAUCAUCUAACAUACUGUUGGAUGAUGAUCUUAACCCACAUAUUUCAGACUGCGGGUUUGCAGACCUAAUUCCCAACCAGGAACUCCAGGAAUCAGAUGAUAACUCGGGAUAUAGAGCUCCUGAGGUGACCAUGUCCGGUCAGUAUUCUCAAAAGAGCGACGUUUACAGCUUUGGUGUCAUCAUGCUUGAGCUACUGACUGGACAGAAAGCAUUUGACAGCUCUCGGCCAAGGUCCCAGCAAUCAUUAGUCCGGUGGGCUUCACUGCAGCUGCACGACAUCGACUCGCUAGAUCAGAUGGUUGAUCCAACAUUAGAGGGGCUGUACCAUGCGAAAUCACUCUCUCGGUUCGCAGACGCAAUCGCUCUCUGUGUCCAGCCUGAGCCAGAAUUCAGGCCACCAAUGUCGGAGGUCGUCCAGUCACUGGUCCGUCUUGUGCAGCGAGCAAGCAUGGGGACAGCACUAAGCAGCGAGUGGAAUUCUUGCCGGUUCGAUGAAUCUGGUGAUCACACGUUCUAG